Trichoderma citrinoviride is the source of this 1056-nucleotide messenger RNA. Its product is annotated as glucosamine-6-phosphate isomerase. Gene Ontology annotation, cellular component: cytoplasm. Bases 1 to 1056 code for a protein of 351 amino acids. The transcript has 3 exons. Lineage: Eukaryota; Fungi; Ascomycota; Sordariomycetes; Hypocreales; Hypocreaceae. The record is from RefSeq and is a predicted model, not a curated record. Gene Ontology annotation, molecular function: glucosamine-6-phosphate deaminase activity; identical protein binding. Gene Ontology annotation, biological process: N-acetylglucosamine catabolic process; carbohydrate metabolic process; D-glucosamine catabolic process.
AUGCGGUUGAUCAUCCGUGACGAUGCCGAGGGCGCCAGUGCCUACGUCGCCAACUACAUCAUCAACCGCAUCAACACCUUCCACCCCACUGCCGAGAACCCCUUCGUGCUCGGCUUGCCCACUGGCUCCAGCCCCCUAGGCGUGUACAAGAUCCUGGUUGAGAAGUACAAGGCCGGCGCGGUCUCAUUCGAAAAUGUCAUCACCUUCAACAUGGACGAGUACGUGGGCAUCCCCCGCGACCACCCCGAGUCCUACCACACCUUCAUGUGGAAGCACUUCUUCUCCCACGUAAACAUCCACCCCUCCAACGUGCACAUCCUCAACGGCAACGCGCCCAGCCUCGAGGCCGAGUGCGUCGCCUACGAGGACGCCAUCAAGCGGGCCGGCGGCAUCGACCUCUUCCUCGCGGGCAUCGGCGAGGACGGCCACAUCGCCUUCAACGAGCCCGGCUCCAGCUUGGCCAGCCGCACCCGUGUCAAGACGCUGGCCUACGACACCAUCCUGGCCAACUCGCGCUUCUUUGACCACGACAUUAGCAAGGUGCCUCGCAUGGCCCUGACUGUCGGUGUCCAGACUGUGCUCGAGGCCAGAGAGGUUGUCGUCAUCAUCCUGGGCCAACGCAAGUCGCUUGCCCUGCAGAAGUGCAUCGAGGAGGGCGUCAACCACAUGUGGACGCUGUCCAGCCUGCAGCUGCACCCCCACCCUAUGAUUGUCGUGGACGAGGAUGCCACUCUGGAGCUCAAGUACUUCAAGAGCAUCGAGAAGGUGGCCAUGGACGCCGGCUUCGAGCAGAUCCUGCCGUCCAAGGUCCGCACCGGCAACGGCCCCAUCCCCCAGACCAAGGUCGAGGAGGUGUCGUCGCCCACCAUCCACGCUCCCCAGCCCACCACCUCGCGCCUGCUCCGGGCCACCCCGGCGACCGAGUACCCGAUCCGGUCCGUGUCUCCGGACCUGGUGCCGGAUCGCAUGGCCUCCCGCAUCCCCGAGCCCCACCUGACGGACAGGCUGACGCCGAACCCUGAGCAGCAGGCUGUUCAGAACCCCAUUACUGCUUAG